Messenger RNA from Stomoxys calcitrans (stable fly), 1876 nucleotides. RefSeq names its product deoxyribodipyrimidine photo-lyase (gene phr). Lineage: Eukaryota; Metazoa; Arthropoda; Insecta; Diptera; Muscidae. The record is from RefSeq and is a predicted model, not a curated record. Gene Ontology annotation, biological process: photoreactive repair. The transcript is spliced from 3 exons. The coding region runs from base 127 to 1767 and encodes 546 amino acids. Gene Ontology annotation, molecular function: deoxyribodipyrimidine photo-lyase activity.
AUAUAAUUUCAAAAUAUUUAAAAUGCAACUCUGCAGCAUUUUAUUCAGCUAAACAAAACAUCAAGCAAAAAGACACGAACAUUUCUGUUCGAUCGUGAAUUUUUUAAUUAUUUUCUUAAUUUGCACAUGUUACAAAGUGUUAGAUAUAGCUGUAGCCAAGGAAACCUUAUCACGAAUCCUAUCAAGAGAUUAUUUGCCAUGAAACGAGCAUCCAAAUCAAAGGAAACUUCCGAGAGUUCCAAAAAAUCUAAAAAUGACUCACAAGAAGUUUCUUCAGAUCCGGCAUCGGCAUCAAGUUUCUCUAAGACCACUUCGACGACAAGCAAUUCUUUGUAUUCCACAUUUCAAGAAAACAGGAUAAGCUGCGCUUUGGACAUAAGCCAGUUUCAAUUUAAAAAGAAACGUGUCCGCAUUUUAAGCAAUGUCAAGGAAGUGGACGACUGCCGUGGACCUAUUGUCUAUUGGAUGUCACGCGAUAUGAGAGUACAAGAUAAUUGGGCUUUUUUGUAUGCCCAACGCUUGGCUUUGAAAUUGGAGCUGCCCUUGGUAGUGGUAUUCUGUUUGGUUCCAAAGUUCUUGAAUGCCACCAUUAGGCAUUAUAAAUUCUUGCUCGGUGGAUUGGAGGAAGUGGCUGCUGAGUGUGAAAAUUUGAAAAUACCGUUUCAGUUAUUAAUGGGACCGGCUAAAGACCGCGUUCCCCAAUUCGUUGAGAAAAAUGGUGUGGCAGCAGUAGUUUGUGAUUUUGCUCCUUUGCGUGUACCCAUGCAAUGGGUAGAGGACGUGAAAAAUAACUUAGCUGAUACUGUUCCAUUAAUUCAAGUAGAUGCACAUAAUGUUGUGCCCGUCUGGGUUGCUUCCGACAAACAGGAGUAUGGUGCCCGAACCAUACGCAAUAAAAUCAACACAAAAUUGGGUGAAUUUCUAACUGAAUUCCCACCUGUGGUUGAACACAAGUAUAAACUAAAGAAGAAUUUAGACUCGGUUGAUUGGAAAAAAGCUUACAACUCCUUAGAGUGUGAUAUGUCAGUUGAUGCUGUUCCAGGUGUGAAUCCUGGUUACAAAGCUGCUUGUGCCCAAUUGGAAAACUUUUGCAGGCGCAUCAGAUUGUUUGGAGAGAAGCGUAAUGAUCCCACAGUAAAUGCCCUCUCUGGAUUAUCGCCAUGGUUUCAUUUUGGCCAAAUAUCUGUUCAAAGAUGUGUACUUGCUGUGCGAGAGUACAAAGGCAAACAUAAGGAAUCCGUUGAGGCUUUUUGUGAGGAGGCUAUAGUUCGUCGUGAGUUGGCCGACAAUUUUUGUUACUUUAAUAAGAACUACGACAAUCUCAAGGGGUUGCAUGAAUGGGCCGCAAAAACUCUCAAUGAUCAUCGUAAGGAUAAACGUACACCCUGCUACAGUUUGGAGGAAUUUGAAACCUGUCAUACCCAUGAUGACUUUUGGAAUAGCGCCCAAAUACAGCUGGCUAAAGAGGGAAAAAUGCAUGGAUUUUUACGCAUGUAUUGGGCUAAAAAAAUCUUAGAGUGGUCAGAAUCUCCAGAAAAGGCAUUGGAAAUAGCCAUAUUACUUAAUGACAAAUACAGUUUGGAUGGCAGAGAUCCUAAUGGUUAUGUUGGAUGCAUGUGGUCUAUCGGUGGCAUACAUGAUCAAGGAUGGGCUGAGCGCCCCAUAUUUGGCAAAAUUCGUUACAUGAACUACCAAGGUUGUAAACGUAAGUUUGAUGUCAAGGCCUUUGUGGCACGUUACGGAGGAAAAGUUUACAACAAAAAAUAACUUAAAGAAUCUAUACUGGCUACCUGGUUACCUUCAUAUUUUUUUAUUUUUUUUUAUAAAAACAUCAUUUAAUAUCAACACAGUAUUUUAAUAAAAAGAAAAGCAAACA